ACUUCUCUCUCUGUUCUCUCUCUCUCUGUCUCUCUCUCUCUCUCUGCUUUUCUGGAGGUGGAACCAAAUCAAAGCUACCAUACAGAUAUACUUUUAUCACUGAACUUUAUAUAUAUAUAGAGAGAGAGAGAGAAAAAAAAAAGGUUUUAGAAAGAGAGAAAUAGAGAGUGGGAAUGGCGAGGAGAGGACAAGAUGAUGAGAACAAGGCAGGGGCAUUCUUCAUGGCGACUCUGGUGAUGUGGGGUGUGUCUGUGUUCUUCGAAAUAAUGUUCAACAAGCGCACCGAGCUCGUCCCCAUACUUGCUGGGUUUUGCUUCUUCCAGUCUGCCAACUGGGUCAUCCGCAAUUGGGUCUCUCGUGAUCCACUCUUCGUCAACACUUGCGUUUCUCUCCUCCAUUCCUCCAUAACCUCUGCUUCAGUGGUUUUGAUUUUGAUCAAUCAGUGGAUGACAAAUGGUUCAUACAAGAUGUUUGAUCAUUCACAGUUGUUUGGGGGUACUUGGCCUUGGGCAUACCAGGCAUUGUGCUUUUCUUGUGGUUACUUUGCAUAUGAUCAGUGGGAUAUGUUGCUUUAUCAAUUAUACAGUGGCUGGAUCCCUUCAAUCCUAUUGCAUCAUCUAAUACUCCUUGUUUGCUUUACGCUUGCGUUAUAUCGAAAUGUCACAAUCAACUACCUUAUUCUCACUCUAAUUUGUGAGCUGCAUUCUGUCUUUCUGCAUGUGAGAAAAGUGCGAAGAAUGGCUGGCGUUCGUGAUGCAAAGAGCAAAAUUGUGGAGGCAGAAUGGGUUCUUAACUGGGCCACAUUUGUUUUAGCAAGACUCACUUCUCAUGCCCUCAUCACUGUCAAGCUGAUCAAAGAUGCUCCUAAGUUUGGAAAGGGUGUGGAGCUUCCACUUGCUCUCUUUGGCAUGGCGGGAAUGAAUUUUCUGAAUAUUUUUCUUGGUGCUGAUCUCUUUAAUGCUUAUAGGAGAGAGAGAAAUCCCCAGCAGAAAUCGCAAAAUCAUAGUGAAUGACAGACCAUGUGCUGAAGAAUUUCGUCCCUUAGUUUAUUCAGUUUAUAUGUACUCUUAUUUUCCAAAAAAAAAGAAAAAAAGAAAAAAGAGAAGGUGUUUGCACAGGAAGUUGGAAAGAUUUUCUAUAGCAGAGGAAAUGAUUAUGUAGUUUGUUUUUUAUUGUAAAUUGGAGACAGAACAAUUUAGCACAGUUAUGAGUACGGAAAGAGAAGGCAACAAUACUAUGAACACCAUUGUACUUGUGUCUAUUGCAUAGAAGAGACUUUUUUGUGUUUUUUGGGCACAAAUAAAUCAGUGUGAACUAGUAGUUCUUGAUC
Camellia sinensis is the source of this 1330-nucleotide messenger RNA. Its product is annotated as TRAM, LAG1 and CLN8 (TLC) lipid-sensing domain containing protein. Gene Ontology annotation, cellular component: plasma membrane. The record is from RefSeq and is a predicted model, not a curated record. Lineage: Eukaryota; Viridiplantae; Streptophyta; Magnoliopsida; Ericales; Theaceae. Gene Ontology annotation, biological process: plasma membrane organization; membrane assembly; regulation of membrane lipid distribution.